Drosophila santomea is the source of this 537-nucleotide messenger RNA. RefSeq lists its product as uncharacterized. The transcript is spliced from 4 exons. NCBI's taxonomy places the organism in Eukaryota, Metazoa, Arthropoda, Insecta, Diptera, Drosophilidae. The record is from RefSeq and is a predicted model, not a curated record. Bases 1 to 537 code for a protein of 178 amino acids.
AUGCCACGGCUUUUUAAUAUAUUAAUUUUUAUGGGAUUUUUAAUGGCCAUCCACACCCAUAUGACGUUUACCAAUAUAAAAUGUGGCACAAAAGACGCCAAGUUUGCACAUUUCAAAAGCUGCUAUAUUAAAGCUGUAAACCGUACUCAUAAGUACGUGGAUAUUUAUGUAAAUCUGUAUAAGUUACCGAUCGAUAAUGUAACAAUUACGUUUAAGGUUAUGCGUCAUGACCACGGCUAUAAACCAUUUUUCAUAGACUAUACCUUCGAUGGAUGCAAGUUCCUUAGAAAUCAAAAACACCCGAUUUUAAAGCUGUUUUAUAAAAUUUACCAGGGCAGUUCCAACAUCAAUCACACAUGUCCGUUCGACCACGACUUAAUUGUGGAUCAUCUCUGGACGGGAAAUAUAGAAUCGGAUUUCUUGAAAUACAUGCCAAUGAUAAAUGGCGACUAUGCGCUAUUUAGCAAUUGGUCGACUGAUAAUAUUAUUCGGGCAUAUGUGAACUUAUACUUGAGAAUUACGGAAAGGUAUAACUAA